Nelumbo nucifera (sacred lotus) is the source of this 1290-nucleotide messenger RNA. Its product is annotated as Metallo-hydrolase/oxidoreductase superfamily protein. NCBI's taxonomy places the organism in Eukaryota, Viridiplantae, Streptophyta, Magnoliopsida, Proteales, Nelumbonaceae. The record is from RefSeq and is a predicted model, not a curated record.
AGUGAGUGGUUAAGAAUCAAAAAGCAGAAUGGACUUCGCGGCAAAACUGGAAGCAAAAGACAGUCACUCAAAACCUGUAACCUGCAAAAUCCGUGGUUCUCAGUUUCAGCCACUUGAACGGAAACUUACCAUCAGUCUUGAAUCGUUCAUGGCUGUUCAUUGCAAUUCUUUCCUUUGCUCCUACAAAAUCAGUACAAGUAAUAGACCGUUUGUGUUGCCAUGCUCGCCUACCCGUUUUCUUCCUACUUGUUAUAAUCCAAUCCGUUUAUCUUCAUACAAAUCGAGUCUCACAAAACGCAGGUUGGCUCGGGUUGUUUCCGCUGUGGUUUCUGAGGAGAACGCAGUCGGCUCGACUUCCGCCGGCACAUAUUUGUUCAAGCUCACGUAUUUAGAAGGUAAUAGCUGGUUGUGGGAUGUUGGUGGAGUGAAAAUUCUGGUUGAUCCGAUCUUGGUGGGUAACUUAGACUUUGGAAUUCCAUGGCUUUACGAUGCAGCCAAGAAGGUCUUAAAGAAUUUCCGGCUUAGUGAUCUUCCUGAAGUCGACUGCUUACUGAUCACACAAAGCCUCGACGAUCACUGUCAUUUGAAGACAUUGAAACCGCUCUCCGAAAUGUUUCCAAAUCUGCGAGUAAUAGCAACUCCCAAUGCGGAGGCAAUGUUGAACCCCCUUUUCAGCAAUGUUACAUAUUUAGAACCUGGCCAAAGCUCUGAAAUUGAAGGGAAGAAUGGUCUUAAAGUCAUAGUAAAGGCUACUGCAGGGCCUAUUUUAGGUCCACCUUGGCAGCGUCCAGAAAAUGGGUAUCUCAUCACUUAUAGGCAAGAUUGCUUGACUCUUUACUAUGAACCUCAUUGUGUCUACAACAAGGAAUUUCUGGAAAAGGAGCAUGCUGACAUUGUCAUUACACCUGUGAUAAAGCAAUUGCUACCAAAGUUCACUUUGGUUUCAGGACAAGAAGAUGCCGUUCAGCUUGCAAAGCUUCUAAAUUCCAAAUUUAUUAUACCAAUGAAGAAUGGAGAUCUUGACAGCAAAGGGCUUCUCUCAGCUAUAAUUCAGGCUGGAGGGACAAUAGAAUCAUUCAAGGAUCUUUUGUCCAAAGAGCUACCAGAUGCGGAGGUACUAGAGCCAACCCCUGGUGUACCGGUGGAAAUUCCAGCAUUAUCAAAUACCCCAUAACAUAUUUUUACUCUUUGUAAUAAUGUUGUUGUUUCAGUUAUUCUUUUCAUUACCAAUUUUGGAUACAUUUCCUUAAAGCAUGUACAUAUAUAUAAAUAUAUCAUUUCUUAGUUUUA